Messenger RNA from Centrocercus urophasianus (Greater sage-grouse), 8256 nucleotides. It is a transcript of the gene STXBP5L, whose product is annotated as syntaxin binding protein 5L. The coding region runs from base 1 to 3555 and encodes 1184 amino acids. Gene Ontology annotation, cellular component: plasma membrane; cytoplasm; SNARE complex. The transcript has 27 exons. Gene Ontology annotation, molecular function: myosin II binding; GTPase activator activity; syntaxin binding. The record is from RefSeq and is a predicted model, not a curated record. NCBI's taxonomy places the organism in Eukaryota, Metazoa, Chordata, Aves, Galliformes, Phasianidae. Gene Ontology annotation, biological process: regulation of protein secretion; regulation of exocytosis.
AUGAAGAAAUUCAAUUUUCGCAAAGUUCUGGAUGGUCUGACCGCCUCCUCGCCCGGUGGCAGCGCUGGCGGUGGUGGGGCUGGCGGAGGCUCCGCGCAUCCCGGUGGGACUGCGGGCGCCGCGGGAACUCCUCGGGAGGAGAUCCAGGAAACGCUAACUUCGGAUUAUUUCCAGAUCUGUAAGACGGUUCGUCAUGGUUUUCCUUAUCUACCCACUGCCUUAGCUUUUGACCCAGUUCAGAAAAUUCUGGCAAUUGGGACAAGAACAGGAGCCAUACGAAUAUUGGGUAGGCCUGGUGUUGAUUGCUACUGCCAACAUGAAAGUGGUGCUGCAGUCCUACAGCUCCAGUUCUUAAUCAAUGAGGGUGCUUUGGUCAGUGCAUGUGCAGAUGAUACGCUCCAUUUGUGGAAUCUCAGACAGAAACGACCAGCUAUCCUCCAUUCUCUGAAAUUUAACAGAGAACGAAUUACUUACUGCCAUCUACCUUUCCAGAGUAAAUGGCUUUAUGUUGGAACAGAGCGGGGAAAUACACACAUUGUAAAUAUCGAGUCCUUCAUUCUUUCUGGAUAUGUUAUCAUGUGGAACAAAGCAAUAGAACUAUCCACUAAGACUCACCCUGGGCCAGUUGUACAUUUAAGUGAUAGCCCAAGAGAUGAAGGGAAACUAUUGAUAGGCUAUGAAAAUGGGACUGUAGUAUUCUGGGACUUACGAUCUAAAAGAGCUGAUUUGAGAGCUUAUUAUGAUGAGGCUAUUCAUUCUGUUGCUUGGCACCAUGAAGGGAAACAGUUUAUGUGCAGUCACUCUGAUGGAAGCCUGACCUUAUGGAACCUGAAAAGUCCUAACAGACCUUUCCAGACCACAAUCCCACAUGGAAAAAUUCAAAGAGACGGAAAAAAACCUGAAUCCUGUAAACCAAUUCUUAAAGUGGAGUACAAAACCUGUAAAAACAGUGAACCAUUUGUGAUAUUUUCCGGUGGGUUGUCAUAUGAUAAGGCUUGUCGAAGACCAAGUCUAACGAUUAUGCAUGGGAAAGCAAUUACAGUUCUUGAAAUGGAUCAUCCUAUAGUUGAUUUUUUAACUCUUUGUGAAACCCCAUAUCCGAAUGAAUUUCAAGAACCUUAUGCUGUAGUUGUGCUUUUGGAAAAAGAUCUCAUUGUUGUUGACCUGACACAAAGCAAUUUUCCAAUCUUUGAAAAUCCAUAUCCUAUUGACAUUCAUGAGUCACCUGUCACCUGCACAGAAUAUUUUGCCGACUGUCCUCCAGAUUUGAUUCCUGUACUCUAUUCUGUAGGAGCAAAACAUAAAAAGCAAGGAUACAGCAAUAAGGAGUGGCCUAUCAGUGGUGGAGCAUGGAAUCUUGGAGCUCAGACAUAUCCUGAAAUCAUUAUUACAGGCCAUGCAGAUGGAUCAGUAAAGUUUUGGGAUGCUUCUGCCAUUACACUGCAGAUGUUGUACAAAUUAAAAACAUCAAAAGUCUUUGAAAAACAGAAGCCAGGGGAAGGAAAAGCAACAGCUGAGAUUGUGGAAGAAGACCCUUUUGCAGUUCAAAUGAUGUACUGGUGUCCUGAAAGCCGAAUUUUCUGUGUGGCAGGAGUUUCUGCGUAUGUGGUUGUUUAUAGAUUCAGCAAACAUGAAGUAAAUACUGAAAUUGCGUCACUAGAGGUACGACUGCAGUAUGAAGUAGAAGAUAUCAUUACUCCUGAACCGGAAAUAAUUCCUCAAUUUCCAGAUGCCUCUUCCCAGCUUCCUUCUUUAAAGAGUCUUUCAGGUAGUACCAACACUGUAGCAUGUGAAGGAAUGAUGAAGGACAGUAUCCCAUGUCUUAGUGUUAAGACUCGACCUGUGCGAAUGCCUCCUGGAUAUCAAGCAGAUCUUGUUAUUCAGUUGGUGUGGGUGGAUGGUGAGCCUCCACAACAGAUUACCAGUCUUGCUGUAAACUCUGCCUAUGGACUAGUGGCAUUUGGAAACUGCAAUGGUUUGGCAGUUGUGGACUUCAUGCAAAAGACCGUACUACUGAGCAUGGGAACCCUUGAAUUGUACGGAUCAAGUGAUCCGUACCAACGCCAGCCCCGUUCACCUCGAAAAAGCAAGCAGUUUGCUGCAGACAACUUUUGCAUGCGUGGCCUGUCUAACUUUUAUCCAGAUUUAACGAAACGGAUCCGUACUUCCUAUCAGAGCCUGACUGAACUCAGUGACAGUCCAGUUUCCCUGGAGCUAGAGCGUUGCAAGUCUCCCACUUCAGAUCACGUGAAUGGUCACUGUACAAGCCCAACAUCCCAGAGCUGCAGUUCAGGAAAACGACUUUCCAGCGCGGACGUCUCAAAAGCAAACCGCCGAGGGCCCGGGAGGCCCCCCUUUAGAAAAGCACAGUCUGCAGCCUGCAUGGAGAUUUCCCUCCCAGUCACCACAGAAGAAAACCGAGAAAACUCCUUCAGCCGUUCCCGAAGCUCCAGCGUGUCGAGUAUUGACAGGGACUCCAAGGAGGCAAUCACAGCCUUGUACUUCAUGGAGUCCUUUGCCCGAAAGAAUGACUCUGCUGUCUCCCCAUGCCUCUGGGUUGGAACGGGCCUUGGUAUGGUCUUAAUCCUCUCUCUUAACCUGCCUGCCAGUGACGACUUACGGCAGUCAGAGCCGGUCAUGGUGUCACCGAGUGGCACAGUUCUGACACUGAAAGGAGCCGUGCUGACCUUCGCCUGCUUGGACUGCACGGGGACAUUGAUACAUCCACCUUAUGAAGUAUGGAGGGACCCACACAGUGCUGAUGAUGGUGAAAAAACAAGGAAAAGAAAACUCGUCAUGCAUUCCCCUUCCUCCUCCCAGGAUAUGGGUGAUCAUCAAUUUGCAGUCAUUUGUUCAGAAAAACAAGCCAAAGUCUUCUCAUUGCCUUCCCAAACAUGUCUUUAUGUCCACAACAUCACCGAAACGUCCUUUUUAUUGCAAGCAGAUGUGGUCACCCUCUGUAACAGCGUCUGUCUGGCGUGCUUUUGUGCCAAUGGGCACAUCAUGACACUGAGCUUGCCCAGCCUUCGCCCACUGCUGGACAUCAACUAUCUGCCUGUAACGGAUAUGAGGAUAGCGCGGACCUUUUGUUUCAGUAACGAAGGGCAGGCUUUGUACCUCAGCUCUCCCACUGAGAUCCAGCGCCUCACGUACAGCCAGGAGAUGUGUGACAACCUGCAGGACAUGCUUGGGGAUUUGUUUACUCCUGUGGAAACACCAGAAGCCCAAAACAGAGGCUUUCUUAAAGGGCUUUUUGGAGGAAGUGGACAAGCUUUCGACAGAGAGGAGCUUUUUGGUGAGGCCACGGCAGGAAAAGCCUCUCGCAGUCUCGCCCAGCACAUCCCUGGAUCAGGUGGAAUUGAAGGUGUGAGAGGAGCUGCAGGAGGAGUCAUUGGGGACUUGACUCGUGCUCGUAUUGCUCUUGAUGAGAGAGGACAGAAACUGGGAGAGCUGGAUGAAAGGACCGCGAGCAUGAUGGCCAGUGCAGAGGCAUUUUCCAAACAUGCACAUGAGGUGAUGCUGAAAUACAAGGACAAAAAAUGGUACCAGUUUUAAACUUCUAAAGAAUCUGCUUGUGGCUUUGUUCAGAACACUGCUGAGGGAAGCAACGUUCAUUCCCAAAUCUAUCAGUCAUCGGCCAGAAACAAUUUUUUUCUCCUAGAAGAUGUUUUCCUCUUACUGUGUUGGAAUCAUCGCAGUGGGCGUCAAAGAAAUUUUCCAGAACAUGAGUUGGAAACUAGAGUCAUGGGGGCUUUAUGGCAGCAACUGGUUUAUGCAGUAGCCAGUCUUUCCCAAAAGGAACUCAACCAUCACUGUGGCAUGUAGCUUUUCAGAAGCUGUAGGUAUGAACUGUGGGGAGCCGUGUCUGAUUAAAAAUACUCUGUAAAAACUCGAAUGUUAAUGCACUUAGAAAACUUUGCAUGGUUAAUUGACAUCUUAAAAAAAAAAAAAAAAAGGAAAAAAAUAGGAAAAGAAAAAAAAAAAAGCAUGUUGUGACCGAAGAAAAAUGGGAUUAAUUUAUAUUGAGCAAAAAAAAAAAAACUUAAAUGGCAAAAAUCUGUAUUUUUUAAAAAUGAGACUACAAAAAGCCAGUACAUUUCAAGCAUGUUUGCUACUGUUCUCAACAUAAAAAUGAGUUGAGCUGCGUUUUCUUAUCUGCUACUCAUUUCCCUUGAAAAACCUUGCUUGAAAUCAGUGCUGUUUAACUCCUUCUGGAAGAAUAAAUAAUUUCAAAAGCCUAUGUCCAAAUUUUACAGAUUUUUCAAGUAGCUAAACAGGCACUAUCUGAAAUGUCAUUAAAACAUGAGAGCAGAUGAAUUUUGCAAUUCAGAGUACAUGACGUGUUGCCCUUAUCUGUACUUUUAAAAACGAGCCCUAGAUUUAUCUUGGUAGUCCUUGAAGGCGUCUGUGGCAUUUGUCAUCCCUGUGGUUUCUCUGUCACUUGGUUGCCUUACUUCUCUGUUGCAGGAAUAGAAAACAAACUUAAAAGAAUCUCCUCUUGAAGUUAGAGAGGGCAAAAAGGGAAACCACUGAGAGAGUCCCAUCAGUUUUCACUUGCAAGCUGCUCAACAGCUUGCCAAACAAUGAGUUUUUUUCUUAAGUGGUUGGUUGAAGUUAUGCUGAGGAAACUGCACAGUAACCCCAUAAAGCUAGUGGAGAGAGCUCCCAGCAGCAAGUCCUCGAGGUGGGCCGCAGGAAGAGCAUGAAAAACGAUUGUUAUGAUAUGUCACUGAAUUGGCACAUACAGAAAAUGACACCACAGCUGUGUGGCAGUUGAUCCUCUGCUCGCACCACAAAGUAAUUUGCUUCUCCUUCUGAGUGGGUUGUUUGGUUUCUGCAGUAGACUCUGCAGUACUUUCCAGUCUGCAGAGGCAGAAGAGAACAGUAAGUAGAACCCAUCACUUAUUUAUACAGAUGGGUUUUGAGUUUAUAGAUACAGUACAGUGCCACACAGAUGAACUGUUCACUUAGAAAUUGUUCCAAGAUUGCCUUGGAACCAGGGCUCUGAAGACUUCUUUUCAUGUACCUGGAUAGAGCUCCAAAUUAGAAAAGGAAAGAUAGGAAAAGGUAGAAGAGCAGCAGGUGGAAAAUUUUAAAGUUUUCUGUAUAAGAGAAAUGGAAGAUGUUCCUUCAGGGAGUCCUGGCUGACACCGAUGCAAACAGACAGCACUGCCGUCAUAGCUAGAGCUUAACUUCACUAGAUUUCUAUCAUACCCAUGCUCAGAUUAUCUGUCUCAAAGAUGCCUUUCCUCUAUAUUUUGCUUUCUUAAAAUAAAACAAAAUAGUACAGGCUAGAAAUCUGGCUUUGCUAUCAUCCCAGCUGCACAAGCUAAAGGGAUGGAACAGAUCUGACAUAUGAAGUUUUAAAUUCAUCCUGGAGCACAAGAGUUGUAUGCUUUACAGAACUUUUAUGUUUCUCUGGGGGCAAAAUCAAAAGAAGAAACCUGACUGGUCUGGCUGCUUUAGGAAAGAGGCUGGACAGCUUCUUCUCUGUCACAGAACUGUAAUUGUGAGAACAGUAGAAUCUUGGUUGGAAAAGGGUCAAAGGCCAAGUGAUGCCUGUGGUUCAAUGAGAGUUAAGGAACUGAAAUUGUGCAUGACCCACAGGAGGUCUGUGCAUUAAGUGUCUGAGGAAAGAGCAAACUCCCUGCUCUGAUGCCAGUAUAAACUGGGCUGGGGAGAUCCUUGCAGUGUCCCCAUCACAGAGCUGGCUGCUCCCCUAUGAGAAGUAUCACUGUAACCAGGCAUCUGGAGUGAGAAACAGCUACACUACCACAGUCAUUCUCUCUUCUGUUUCAAUGCAAAUUCACUCUGCUUGUGCACUAGCCUGUACCACUAGUGUGUCUCUGGGCAACAAAGCCUUUUUGUGCAAAUUGUUCAGGCCCCUCCAGCCAACCUUAUAGACUUAAUUCUUUUGCUCUUCUCUGCUCUUAUGGAGAAGUUGAGGAGUCUGCAUCAGUAUCAGCAUACCAAUCAGAGAGGGUUCUGUACCCAUUCCUACACUUACUUAUGCCCUAAGGUGGUGCAAAUGAAAAGGCCUCUGCCAGUUCAAGCGUGGCACCAUGUUUUCCACUGUACUUAGUAGUGGAAUUUAUUAAAUAUUUAUUUACUAGUUAGUUUCCACUAUUAAUUGGUGUAAUUGGACCUUAGGAAAUGAGCCAGGUGAAUGCAGGCACACUGUGGCACACUGACAUGACCCGGCAGCGAGCAGUGCUGCAUGAGCUUCCUGUACGCUGCACCUCGUGUGGGUGCUCACAAUGCAAAGCUCCCCUCAGCUUUGAUGUCAGCAGUCCCUGCAGGCUGGAGCAGGACCCUGCUCGCUUGUUGGAGAACCUAGUGUGAAAAUUGGAUAAUGACCUUUAACUGCUAAUCACCACAGUAUGCCCAGAGGAAAAAAAGUGUCUUCAGCAAGUCAUGUGUGCAGUGCCAGACUCACUGGGGCAGCCAGCCACUCUCUGUCUUAACAGGAGGGAAAAACCUGCCCUUAGAUUUCCAUCUGAUGCAACAGAAGAAUUAGAAUUCAGCAUCCCGUAAACUUACAGUUUUUAAUAACAAGUUCCAAGCAGCUUUUCUCCAGUACUCCCCAUUGGGUCACAGCUGUAUCUCGCUUUCCACUCUACGUAUUUUCAGUAUUUCCAGACAGUUACAGAUCCCUAUUUCUGUUACGUUUGCCACUCGUGACUAUACUUAUCAAUUUUCUUGUAGGCUGUAGAGAUCUAAAAAGUUGUAUAUGUUUGUAUAUAGAACAUUCUAUAUAUAAAAUAUAUAUAUGUAAUGUAUAUGUUGUAUAAGUUUGGUAGUGCACACUGUUAAAUGCUUUCUAUUGAGAUUUAUCAUGUAUGUGAAAAAAACUUCACUUAAAAACGUCAAUGAGGGAGGAAGAGCUCUUGCCUGGUUAUUUAUGCUGUCCCUGUGCGUUGAAGUCACGCGCUUUCGGCGUUCCACUAAGAGCACCACCUACAGCCCGAGGCAUCUCCAGCAGUGUAAUCCUCAAUUACAACAGACCCGAAUGCCUGGAAGUAUUUGUUCCAUGUAAAAUGCUUCUGUUCACCUGAAUGCCCUUCUCACUCCCAGUCUUCUUUACAGGAGUGCCCUCUCACAACCACAUCCCCAGCCCCGACGCACCCAACAGCAGCACCUGUUUGUCUGGGUUUGGCCAGUUGUGUUCACCUGUAUUCAUAGGGAUGCGUAUGGACUGAAUAUGCAGAGAAAAUACAUAAAAUCAGAUUAUUUGUAUGUAUCAGAGUAGGCAAGUCUCUGGUGAAACACAGGCUAUUUGUUAAAAAAAAAAAAUAAUCCAUUCAGUGGAGUGCUAAUUUAAGCUUCAAAUGCUGAGUGAAGACGAGCUGAAGGAAGAAGUGAGAGUUGGGUUUUGCUUUGUAUAAUUACUGUUUUCUAAAUGUUUUUUUUUUUUUUCCCCCACAGUUCUUCAUUCCUCUGUUUGCAUCCAUUAAACAUCCCCUGUAUUACCACUAUAGCUUCCUACAAGAAUGUUUAAAUUCUCUAUUUGCUGCACAUGUUGUAUAAAAUUACCACGUAUAGAAAUCCUCUACAACAGUUUACAAAGCCCUUUUACAAAAGCCAUUUUACAGUAGGAUGUAUUAUAAUGAAGUUACACAUACAAAAAUAAGUUUUUUUCAAGAUACAGUUGAAAAAGAAGUGAAGAAAAUGCUGCAGCUUAGCUCAAAGCUGUGUUACACCUCAGGGCUCCUCCAUUUAUGAACUGGGUGCAUUGUAACAGAAGCAGAAAGCCCAAGUUCGUUUAGUUACACCCCUUAGUAUCCUGAUGUAUUGUUUUCCAUAAUCUAAAGGUGAAUUCAAGCACAGACUAUGUCAGUGUGGAAUGGUUUUUUGCCUUGGCGUGGGCUCGGUGUGAACACACUCUCUCUCAUUAAGGAGCCACAUGUGGCCAUUUUGGAGUCUGCGCUUCAUCUCGGUGUGAGCGAUAGGCACGUAAAUCUGUGUUUCCAUUCAUGUGUUCUGUUCUGUGAUUAAAUCAGCAGCUCAAACGUUGUACUUUCUUAGAUAGCAACCAGUGCUCAGAUUUGGUGUCAUUUCGGUGGACAGAGUCUGUGUGGCUUUAACAGUCAUCGCUUCCAUCGCAGAAGGAGGGCAGUGCUGGGGUGAGCCACACGCGCUGAGCUAAGCCCAUCCUGUUCCCAUGGGUAGCCCAGGGCAGCUCCACAAUAGGAAACCUACAGCAGCUUUAACUGAAGCUGUUUUGAGUUCCCAAUUUAGGAGGAAAAAAGAGGAAAA